GAAAAUUAAAUAUAACCGGUUCUGUAAAAACAACCGGUUUAAGUGUAAAAAGACAAGUGAUAAACGCAAAGCGGCGCAGCGUGCCGCAGAGAUCCUUGCAUGUAAACAAUCUUGGAAUCUAAAAUUGUUUUUACGAAAAAAUCCCUAAAAACUUAGCAAACUGAGGUUUGAGAGGAAAUUUUGACUUCUUUUAAUUCUUUUCAAAUAAAUAAACCAUGGAUGACGAAGCGGAAACCUAUAAACUAUGGAGAAUCAGGAAAACAGUCAUGCAGUUGUGUCACGACAGAGGUUACUUAGUCACUCAAGAGGAAUUGGAUCAGACGUUGGAGCAAUUCAAAGAACAAUUUGGAGACAAACCAAGUGAAAGGCAUCCUCAGAGGAGCGACCUAAUCGUACUUGUGGCCCACAACGAUGACCCCACUGAUCAAAUGUUUGUUUUCUUUCCUGACGAGCCAAAGAUUGGAAUCAAAACUAUCAAAGUACUUUGUCAGCGCAUGCAGGACGAGAACAUUCACAGAGCCAUCAUUGUCGUUCAGCAAGGAAUGACCCCCUCUGCCAAACAAUCUCUUACGGACAUGGCCCCUAAGUACAUUUUGGAACAUUUUCUGGAGUCUGAGCUUUUGAUCAACAUUACAGAGCAUGAGUUGGUUCCUGAACAUGUUGUCAUGACCUCUGAGGAGAAGGCAGAACUGCUUGCCAAAUACAAAUUGAAGGACAACCAGUUGAUGCGAAUCCAGCAAGGAGAUCCAGUGGCUCGUUACUUUGGACUAAAGCGUGGACAGGUUGUUAAAAUUAUUCGACCGUCGGAGACUGCAGGGAGGUACAUCUCUUACCGUCUGGUGUGCUAACUUCUAUCUUUUUUAUAUUGAUGAAAUUAACAUUGAAAUACUAACAUAAUAAAAAUUAAGGUAACAAA
Neocloeon triangulifer is the source of this 916-nucleotide messenger RNA. It is a transcript of the gene Rpb5, whose product is annotated as DNA-directed RNA polymerases I, II, and III subunit RPABC1. Bases 216 to 848 code for a protein of 210 amino acids. The record is from RefSeq and is a predicted model, not a curated record. NCBI's taxonomy places the organism in Eukaryota, Metazoa, Arthropoda, Insecta, Ephemeroptera, Baetidae. Gene Ontology annotation, molecular function: DNA binding; DNA-directed RNA polymerase activity. The transcript is spliced from 6 exons. Gene Ontology annotation, cellular component: RNA polymerase III complex; RNA polymerase II, core complex; RNA polymerase I complex. Gene Ontology annotation, biological process: DNA-templated transcription.